Molecule: messenger RNA, 3002 nt
Organism: Felis catus (domestic cat)
Lineage: Eukaryota; Metazoa; Chordata; Mammalia; Carnivora; Felidae
Gene: BTG4
Product: BTG anti-proliferation factor 4
Exons: 5
Coding region: 1995-2684 (229 amino acids)
Biological process (GO): negative regulation of mitotic cell cycle; negative regulation of cell population proliferation
Cellular component (GO): cytoplasm; nucleus
Source: RefSeq, a predicted model, not a curated record
CCAUGGGCUCUACCCCAUGAACCUGAGCCCAAGUCAGACACUUAACUCACUGAGCCACCCAGGUCCCCCUAGUUUCUUAACUGCUCUGCCUUCCUGUAACAACUGCUAGGCAGGCUCUGGACUGGGUGCUUUGACGUGUUAUUGAUUGCAAUCUUGUUAACAUCCCUGGGGCGGGGGGGUCACUCUUAUCCCUCCCAUUUCGUAGAUCAGAACCUGUUUGGGAGGUAAGCAAGCUCCUCCAGGUUACCCCGACAGUGAGUCGUAACACACCCAGGUCUAACUCCAAAGCCCAUAAUCUUCAACAUUAUGCUAUGCAGAAAGGGAAAGAUGUAAACAAACAAACAAACAAAAAAACCCCAACAGCACUAGUGAAAAAGACUACUUGCAAGUUCAGCGCGAGGCAGCGGUGGGAUAUCGCUGCCAACAAGGUGAAUGCCACCCGAGGCUGUGUUCUAGAAAUACAUUAUUUGUAGUAAGGGUGGAGACAGUCCCACUAUAAUCUGUGAUGGCAGAGCUUACCUGGGCCAUUGUGUGUCAUUCCAGGCUCCACACUCUAAACGAGCAUUACUGACAUGCCUGAAACUCAUUCAUCCACAGGGGAGGGCCGAGCAUGAAGUGUCUGAGUAAUGUGUCUGUGGGAAGAACUGUUAAAAAGUCGAGGUUGGCUGUGCAAGAGAGAAGACUCAGGAGGGAUGGAAUAGCUAAGGUUUGAAGCGUCUGCAUGUGAUGGAAAGUUAGAUACAGUCAGUGGUUCCAGAGGGAAGAGCUAAGGCUUCCCUUAGGAGGGAGAAGAUACUGCCUGGUAUUUGCAGGUUUCUAGAAAUGAAAAGGGCUUCCUUGUAAGAGAACGAAUUCUUUGUCAUUGAUGAAGAGCCUGAAUGACCUCAAUGUCAGGUGCGGUGGUCCUUAAAUUUUAGCGGGUAUAAGAAUCACCUGAAAGAGUUUGUGAAUUGCAGAUUCUCAGACCUCACCUAUAGAAGUAUCAAUUCAGUAGACCUGGGGAAAGGGCCACAAAUCUGCAUUUUUAACAAGCAACCCAGUGGCUCCAAAUGAGGUGGUCAGUGAAGUACACUUUGAGAACCAGGGAGACUGGAUAAACUCCAAGAUCUCUUCCACUUAUUUGACAAAUAAACAUUUUAGUAAAAAAAUGAGCAUAGUCAACAUAAUGAUUGUUCAGAGAAAGUUGCCUUCCGUUUCAGAAAAGAUCCAAGGCAAAAUUCUUUAAUAUGUUGACAGUUACAAUUAGAGACAAAAGUAUUGGGAUGUAGGAUGUUAGGAUAUGGAAGGGGAAGGCUUGAUUCUCAAUCUGUGUCAUAAGAGAUAAGAUUUUAAUAGCAAAACAGAAGAGACAAAUCCAGGUGGAAAUCUUUGACCAUUUUAAAGAACUCAUUCUACAUCUACCAGGGAGCAAUCUGAGGGGGACCUGGAAGAAGCUAUCUAAUUAACCUAAAGGAAAGCACCUGUGUAAGGUUAAAUACCUGUCAGGCUUUUGACCCAGGCUUAUAUAAGCUUCAGCCUAAAACUAACAAAACAGGUGUGGGGGAGAGUGUUUUCUAACUCUGGCCCACUUUUAUUUUUGUUGUUGUUGUUGUUGGGGCUAAAGUACUUUUUCUGGCAAAUAUAGUGUAUGUUUGAUUAACCUUAACUUUUACUUAAAGCAUGCAACCUGAGAGUCACAUUUUAGAACUACUAUGCCCUGAAAUGUUCUGCUUUCUAUAAAUACCUUUUUAAAAAGUGGUGCUCGGGUGUAAUUUACUGUCCCGUAUCCAGACUUUUUUUUUUUAACUUAAGUUGCAUACUGGUGUUUUAUUUGUUUAAGUAUAUUAAAGUUUUAAAAAGUGGGGUUUUUUUCUUUGAAAACAUUAAAAACUGGCUAAUUGAGGAAUUGGUGUUCACGGCUGUUUUGGUAGUGGACCCUACUGACACACUUAUUUAGUUGACGAAGGACCAGCAAAUGAUUUCUAUGUUUCAGUCCUCCUCCUUUCUCUUGAAGCAUGAGAGAUGAAAUUGCAACAGCCGUUUUCUUUGUCACAAGAUUGGUGAAAAAACAUGAUAAACUGAGUAAACAGAAAAUAGAAGACUUUGCAGAAAAGCUGACGACCAUCUUGUUUGAAACGUACAGAAGUCACUGGCACGCCGACUGCCCUUCUAAAGGGCAAGCGUUCAGGUGUAUCAGGAUAAAUAAUAGUCAGGAUAAAGAUCCCAUUCUAGAAAGGGCUUGUGCUGAAAGUAACGUGGAUUUUUCUCACCUGGGACUUCCAAAGGAGAUGACCAUAUGGGUAGAUCCCUUUGAAGUGUGCUGUAGGUACGGUGAGAAAAAUCAUCCAUUUACAAUCGCUUCUUUUAAAGGCAGAUGGGACGAAUGGGAGCUUUCCCAACAGGUCAGCUGUGCUGUUAAUCGAGCUACAUUAGACUACGCCUCUGGCAUUUCCUCUGAUGAAGAAAGUUGUAACAAAGAACCGCAGAUCAUUCCUAAAGUCAGCAAUCCAAAGAGUAUUUAUCAGGUUGAAAACUUUAAACAGUCCUUUCAAUCUUGGUUCCAUGUCUCCCGCAAAAAGAAUAUGGCAGAUGGCCGUAUGGGCCUCCUAGGAAAUGCUUAUGCAUUGCAUAAAAAUCAUAAGCGUCAGAGGCCUGCUGCUAUCUACCGGGUAGACAGGUACCACUGGGUCAACACUAACAGAUAAUGCAGUGGUCGGGCACUCGUGGGAUAGAGCUCAGAGGAGCGGCUUCAUUUUCUCUAUAACAAAAGGGAGUAUAAAAUUGAGAGGCCCAUGAAACAAAAAAUAACCAUCUCAGGGACUAGAGUGGCGUAAUGGCAAAUCCUCUAGUGCAGAUCAUAACAGUGUUCUUAGCUAUACUUUUAACUCUUAAUUUUAUGUGAAGUUUUAUGUAACACUAAUGAAUGUACUCAGUAAGGUAAUGGAAUGAAGAUAGUGACCUGUGAUGAGAUUCAAUGAAUUAUGAAAAGUAACGGUUUAAAUAAACGUACUAUGUUUUUAAUA